This is a messenger RNA of Poecilia reticulata (guppy), 5149 nucleotides long. RefSeq lists its product as uncharacterized. Gene Ontology annotation, cellular component: plasma membrane; membrane raft. Gene Ontology annotation, biological process: T cell receptor signaling pathway; B cell receptor signaling pathway; intracellular signal transduction. Lineage: Eukaryota; Metazoa; Chordata; Actinopteri; Cyprinodontiformes; Poeciliidae. The record is from RefSeq and is a predicted model, not a curated record.
AGAGCUGAUGGAGCCAGAUGAAAGAGGCAGGAGGCGAGCCCCUCCGCUUGCGCGUCAGCAUCCCCUCAAAUAGAAAUCCGCUGCUGUCACUUCAGCCCUGCUCGCAUAGAGACUGACGGCUGCAAACGACAAUUAAAGGCUGAGCCCCUCUGGGUAUGCAACGUUUUAUUAUUUUAUUGAAUUUAAAAAAAAAAAAUUUUUAAACGUGAUGCCAGAGGAGGAGAGUAAAGGGAGGCUGUGAGGAGCGUUACGGAGAAUGGUAGUGAGGAUCAAGGCGCGCUGUCCCAGGAGAACUCAUCCGAAGAGCUGUCCGUGAGAGACCGGGAUGCUCCUCUAACACCACCCGGGGCGGGUUUUCCUGAUCACAAGGUCCGAUUUGCACAACUGGCGCUUGACUGAAAGUGAGCAAGACAGAGUUUAUGUCAUGGCUGACAAGGAGGACCCAGGUUCAGAGCUCACCUACCAAAACCUGCUGGUUCUGGGAGCAAUCGCAGCAGCAUCCGCCUUUGUGGUCACCAUCCUUAUCGUCCUCGUCUGUGUAGGUUGCCAAAGAAAAAGCAAGAGCAAGCACCCCCCAGCCGGAGACAAAGGGACAUCUGUAAAUAUGCAGGGUACGCUUCGGCAUCCAAAACUGAACUCCAUGAGUAAAUCUGACACCAGGCUGCAUGAGAUCAAUCGCUUUCCCUGCAAUGGAAACUCUGUUAGCAAGAGCCGCCCAGCCAGUAUGGACCUCCUGCUCCUCCACAGUCGGCGCUCCCAGACGGACCUGAGGCCCUCCCAUGGCCGCCAGCUCCCCCAGAUCCCCACCAGUCCCCAGGCGUCUGGCCAGGGAGGCGGAGGGGGCGGUGGCGGAGGGGAGGCGGGAGGUGAAGGAGGAGGUGGAGGUGGAGGCGGGAGUGGAGGUGGAGGCGGCGGAGCGGAGGCCAGAGACCACACCUACACUGAGGUUGGCCUGCGCAAUAACCCGACGCCCACCCGUUACCUGGACGAUGGUCUGUACGAAAGCGUCGGGAUCCGGGAAGGCGAAGCGGCUCCCAGAGUGCCCUCUGCUCCGCUGACGUCAUCAAGCAGCACGCCAUCGACGGUCAGAGCCGCUCAGAGCCCCCCCACUCUCUCAGGAGGAGCUCGUAGUGGGAACGGGCAAGGAAACGCUGGCAGAGGGAACGGCAGAGGAAACGGCAUCACUAAUGGAACCAUGGCAGGGAGAGGAAACGGAGCGAGCGGUGUUAGCAGAUCUCCUCUGUCCUCUGUAAAUUCCCUGGUCAAUCAAGAUCCAGCUGCAGCUGAAUACGCUUCCAUACGGAAGUUUAAAAAGGUAGAUAAGUUAAGUCGGAAGGAGAAUAAUGGAGCUGACAGCAUGUCAGACAGCCAGUCGAGCGUGAGCGACUCCCCCUCUGCUGGUGCUCUUCCCCUACAUCGCAGUCAGGAGUUUCCACGCAAGCCGCUGGAGCCGUUCCAUCUGCACUCUUUCCCCAAGGAAGCAGUGUUCAUAGGCAAUGGGGAGCAGUACAUCUGGAAGCCUCCGGAGGACGAAGACAUCAUCACCUUGCACCCACCUCCACUCCGGGGAGAGAACGGACAGCCGGGGCAUCCAUCGCCUCCAACUGCAAAGGAGAUUGCAGACACUUACUCCAUUGUGUGCAAAACCCAGAAAAAAAAGCCUCCCAUGGAGCACAACGGAGCAAAGACCCUUCCGCGCUCCUUCGGAGGGGACAGGGGAAACCGAGGCCGAGGCCGAGGAGUCCAGGGGCAGGCCCGUUCUCAGGAGGAGCCCUGCUACGAGCCUGUGGGGGACCGGUCCUGGUCCUCUCCCGUGGCCGAGUCAGACCCUGCAUACGCGAGUAUCGACGCCCACAGGAAACGUGAGCAGGGAGCAACCAAUAACAGCACAGGUGGGGGUAGCGCCACUCUGAAGAGGAAGAAGCAAAGCCCUCCGCAGCAGCAGCAACAUCAGGCAGCACCAGCAGCACUACAAGGCUCAGGGCCCAUUGCUCCUCCAGUCAGAGGCCUCCCCGGUGGGGAAAACUUCUAUGAAACCAUCAGCGAUGUAAAACAGGGAGGCAACACUUCUGGCACUACCACCAUCUUCACUUUCAACGAUGGGAUGGAGAUGUACGUCACCGGCCUGUAGCACCCUCGUAGAAAUCCACUGCUCCAGAUUUCAUGGAUCUUCAAGCAGGUUUCUGUACAUAGACACAGGCCCUCUACAAUCAAUGAGGAUCCAUUUUGUGUUGACAUCAGGUACAAACAGGGUCUUAAUCCAGGUUCAGACUUCCUUCGAUUGGUCUGCAUUUCAGAACCAGCCUAAGCCUAGUCCAGCCCAAAAAUGGACCAAAUACAUUUGAACAAAAACAAAAAAAUAUAUAUAAAUAUAUAUAUAUAUGUAACUGUGUCACUUGGCCAUACUCACCCACUUGUGCAUCAUUUUUCAUUAUAUAUUUAUUUUUAUAUGAACACUGUGCUCUUGAAAGAGUAUGUGUUUCAACUCACAACCUGAGAAGAACACUCUUAAAAUACAUAUGGAACAAACAAAAAAAAGAAAAAUGUGCAUGCAUUGUGCAAACUCACACAAUAGUAGACAUGAAAAUAGACAUUAGUAGCAAUGAAAGUGGAUGUUUACGGAGUAUAAGGUAAGCAAUCGGGUCACCGGUGCACAGAUAUCCCUCAUCUUGGGGUGGAGAAUAAGCACAUUAAAGGCACAGUUAUUUGUGGUGCUCCGCUCUACCUACGCAAACAUAAAACAGGUUCUGACGCUCACUGACCUGUCGUCUGGAGGAGAGUGUUUGCGGUGCUUUGUUCAAACACAGGCCUGUAAUUUGCAGGCCCGCUCAAAUGCACAGGAGUAAAUUACGGUCAUUGUCUUCAUUCCGCAAAUUGUCAUCAGUGUCAGCUGCUAGUAAGAGCCCUCGUGAUAAAAUUAGAACGUGAGCUUUUGCUCAAUAAAGGCUUUAGAUUAAGACAAAAGUUGAAAAUGUACCGUCACGUUUGGCAAACUGUUGCUGGAGGCAUGCUGACGCCACCCUCCACCCAGAUGCACACGUAUUUGGCAGAGUCAUGCAAGGUGAAGUGAUCAGGUCGAGGGCAGCGAACGGCUUGUGCAAGAAUUUCUCCAGUGUGAUCAUUUCCCAAUGAGAGAGCUUAACUGUACUGCAGGGAUAAAUGAGAUUAGUGUUUUUAAAAGAAAAUGGAGAAGUGAAAGAGUUUCAAUACCAAUGCAGGAUGCUUCAUUCUGUUCAGUUUGUGUCAUUUCUUAUGCGGAUUGUAAACUUCUUAUUUCAUAGUCUCUGUAUUUUUGCACAGGACAACUGCCUGACUGCUGAGCCUAGCUGUACCCCUGAAGGGAUAUCAAAGCACAGUUUUGAUUUGCUCUGAGCACUGAAAAAAAAAACAACAAAAAAAAAAGCUAGAGCUCCACGGAGCUCACUAGACUUGAGUCCUGUGGUUGAAAUAGUAACAGAGGGGUCUGGACUCCAAAGAAAAUAUAAAGCUGGACACAAAUAUUACCAUUUAGUGUCUUUUUGAAAAGUUGUUCAUCUCUUUCUCCCCGGUCUCGUUUCCAGUUUCUGUGCUGGGUUCUCUUCCAUCAUAAACAGUCUUUCCCAUGUAGCUUCGGGAACCAUUAAAAAAAGAAUGCAGGAAGAAAGACUUUUAGGGCUUGAUGUAGUGUUGGGAGAAUGUAUUUGCCCCUUUAUAAGAUUUGCCCUCUUUUAUUUUGAGUUUUGACUAACUUCUGUCUUUCAAAUUUUGAAGCAAGUUUUAAACAAAUUUGCCUACUGUAAAUACAAAAUUCAGUUUUCAAAUGAUAUUAAAUAUUAAAGAAAGUCAAACAUCUAAAACUUGGUCUCUUAUGAAAACACAUUAGUCUUAAAUCUUAUAGCUAGUUUUGCUACUGUAAUCUGUCAGUCUUUUACACCACUACAGAUGAAUUUAGAAUGCUCUUCUUUGCCGAAUUGUCUUAACUCACCAACAUUGGAGGAUUUUUGAGCAUUAAGGGCCUGUACAGGGAUAAUGUUGCAACGUAUGUUUCUAACCUAACCCCCCACUUUAUCUACUCCCAACCCUUCAAAACAUUUUUUUAUGUUAAUCCAGGACUGAGCUUAGUCUGCUAGAUAACCCAAGUCAAUUGAGUUUAAGGUCACAAACUAAUGGCUGGACUUUCUCCUUUAGGAUUUUUUUUAUUAGAGAGCAGAAAUCAUAAAUCCAUCAACUAAGGCCACUUGUUCAGGUCUUGAAGCUGCAACCAGCCUCAUUACCCCCACUACGUUCACCACUGUCCUUGGCCAACGUUUUCCCCACUUAUGGAUAAUGGCUUUUGGUGAGACUACCUGGUCCUACAGUCUUAGAAAUGGCUUUGUAACCCUUUCCAGAUUGGUAGGUGUAAGGACCUUAAUUUUUGUUUGUUUAGAUCAUUUGGCUACUUCAUGGUGUUUGACAGGUUCUGUUUAAGUGAUUUUCUAAUUGUCUUGGUUCUCACAGUUCAGGUCAGGCUGUGUAAAGUGAAAAAAUACCCAAAAGAAUGUGACUAAUCACAAAUAUUUAAUGAUAUAAGAAGGGGGUGAAUUUUUAUCUUCACGCAUGGUUAGGUUGUUUUGUUCCCCUAAGUAACUGAAAUCAACAUUAGAAAACUGCUUUUGUAUUUACUCGGGUUUUCAUUGUCUGAUAUUAACAUUUUGAUAAUUUGUGUGCGACAAAGAAACUAAAAUAAAAUAACUGUUUGGGGGUAAAUACUUCUUUGCAGUACUGUAAAGGGAGAAUUGAUUAAGUUUAUAUUCUAUUUACUUGCCGUGUGACAAGGACGGGUUUAAAGAGGUUUUAAGAGAAAUAUAUAAAUGCUACUGUGUCAGAAAGUAUGUAAAAACAAAUGCACACUGUAUUUUGAAGCACUGUUUAAUUUUUAACCUAACUAAUGACAAUACAUUUGGUUAAAUAGCUCACACCACUGCCAUGAAAAGAGUAUAUUUAUGUUGUUGAUGCUACUUUUCCUUUCUGCUUGAGCAAGUAAGUGCAUGCCUUGAUAUAUGGAGAUGAAAACAAAUAGUGUGUUACUUAUCUCUCGUUUCUAUUUUAUGUUGUACUUUUUGCCAUGUAAUGUAAAAGCAGCAUUUUGUUUAGCCAAAGCAACAACUUUAACGAGCAAAAGAGAGAGGAA